Molecule: messenger RNA, 822 nt
Organism: Pseudomyrmex gracilis
Lineage: Eukaryota; Metazoa; Arthropoda; Insecta; Hymenoptera; Formicidae
Gene: Dhfr
Product: dihydrofolate reductase
Exons: 6
Coding region: 142-684 (180 amino acids)
Biological process (GO): folic acid metabolic process; dihydrofolate metabolic process; tetrahydrofolate biosynthetic process
Cellular component (GO): mitochondrion
Molecular function (GO): dihydrofolate reductase activity; NADP binding
Source: RefSeq, a predicted model, not a curated record
UGCUUUUGACUUCUGAUUUAUUACUGAUAUCUUAUUGUAGAAGGCCCUUUAAAUUAACCACUCACUACUCAUAAGCCGGCAUUCUUUCGUAGUUUGUUCUUGGCUUAAUGAUUGCUACACCAAAUUUAUUAGCGUGUCAAUAUGAUACCUAAAGUAGAAUUGAUCGCUGCAGCAUGUGAAAAUAUGGGUAUUGGAAUAAACGGUAAUUUGCCCUGGCGUUUAAAGAGUGAAAUGUCGUUUUUCACUCGCAUGACAACAAGUACGAUAGACAAAGAUAAAAAGAAUGUCGUACUUAUAGGGCGACGCACAUGGGAUAGCAUCCCUGAAAAGUACCGGCCUCUAAAAGAUCGCAUUAAUAUGAUUUUAACAUCACAAUCAUUGAAUUACGGAGACAAAGUGAUAACAUGUAAAAGUUUAUUACAUGCUUUUGAGAUAAUUGCAAAAAUGCAGAAUCAAAUAGAAAGGGUAUGGGUUAUAGGAGGAAGUAGUGUAUACAAGAGCGCCAUGGAAUCACCACACUUCAAGCGAUUGUAUCUAACACGUAUAAAGAAAGAAUUUGAAUGUGAUACAUUUUUUCCACCUAUUCCAAAUGAUCUUGUGUUAGUGCGAGACCCAGCUGUACCACAAGGUAUACAAGAAGAAAAUGGAAUUGAGUUUAUAUAUGAAGUAUAUGAAAGACAAUAACAGUCAAUCUCAAUCUAUUUCAUAUAUCCAUUCUAUAUGACAAAAUCUACAUUCCAUAUAACAAUCAUUUAAAUUUAUACAAUAUAUUAAAAAAUUUUUUUUUUUGCAAUAUUCUUUCUUUUUUAUGUAAAUUUGUAA